This is a messenger RNA of Pleuronectes platessa (European plaice), 945 nucleotides long. Its product is annotated as odorant receptor 131-2-like. The transcript has 2 exons. Bases 1 to 945 code for a protein of 314 amino acids. Gene Ontology annotation, biological process: G protein-coupled receptor signaling pathway. Lineage: Eukaryota; Metazoa; Chordata; Actinopteri; Pleuronectiformes; Pleuronectidae. The record is from RefSeq and is a predicted model, not a curated record. Gene Ontology annotation, molecular function: G protein-coupled receptor activity. Gene Ontology annotation, cellular component: membrane.
AUGAAUUCCUCCUCUUAUAACUUUAAUGUGACGAGUUAUCAAGACUCUCAGGGAACAGUUGUGGCCAAGAAUGUGUUCCUUCUGGCUCUUGGUCUGACCAUCAACUACAUCAACUGCACACUGAUUCACACCUUCAGAAAACACCAGAUAUUUUACCUGAAUCCUCGGUACAUCUUAUUCAUCCACCUGGUGUUGAACGAUAUGAUCCAGCUCACUGCAACAAUCAGCUUGUUUUUCUUUAGUUACGUCUUCUACAAGAUCCAAGUUACACUGUGCUGCCUCAUCAUCUCCUUUGCCAUCUUCACCACCCUCAACACACCAUUGAAUUUAGCUGCCAUGGCGGUGGAGUGCUACAUCGCCAUCUGUCUACCACUGCGACAUGCGGAGCUCUGCACCAUCAGAAGAACAUACAUUCUCAUAGGUUGGAUUUGGGCCAUGAACAUAAUUUCUGCUCUGUCAGAUGUGUUUAUCUUUCUGGCAACACAGCCCCUACAGUUAUUUCAUUCUACUAUUUUUUGUGAGAGGAACAACCUGUUCCGACACCCUGUCAGUGUAAAAAAGAGGGAGGUUUCCUACAUUAUCUACCUGAUUGGUGUUUGGUUCACGCUCCUCUACGCUUACGUCAAAAUCUUCCUUGCUGCCAAAGCUGCUAAAGUGAGUAAAUCAGGGGAUGGAGAUGCAAAAAAGGCAAGUAAAACCAUCCUGCUUCAUGGCUUUCAGCUGCUGCUGUGCAUGCUGACCUAUUUAGCCCAUUUUAUGAGGAAUGCCCUGUUGAACUUGUUCCCCAAACAUUUUGUACACGUGUUUUUUGUUUCUUAUAUCAUCAUUCAGGUGUUACCUAGAUUUAUCAGUCCGAUCGUUUAUGGGCUACGAGACAAGACUUUCAGACAGCACCUGAAAAAGCACCUGAUAUGUAAACGGAGAUCAACCAUCACACGUUGGUGA